Molecule: messenger RNA, 1272 nt
Organism: Amborella trichopoda
Lineage: Eukaryota; Viridiplantae; Streptophyta; Magnoliopsida; Amborellales; Amborellaceae
Product: phytoene synthase 2, chloroplastic
Biological process (GO): biosynthetic process
Molecular function (GO): squalene synthase [NAD(P)H] activity; geranylgeranyl diphosphate synthase activity
Source: RefSeq, a predicted model, not a curated record
AUGUCGGGUGCGGUUAUGUGGGUGAUUUCUCCCACAGAUAAUGGGAGAUCAAUGGUGAAAUUGAAGGGAAUUUCAGGAAAAAGAAUCAGGAGAAAUGUCUCAAAAAUGAAACACUUAAAUGGGUUUCAGGUUUUUUCGAGUAUGGUUGCCCACACACCAAGUGGUGCAGUUUUCACACGAUCAGAACAGAAGGUGUAUGAUGUGGUUUUGAAGCAAGCUGCUCUAGUGAGAGAAAAGAGGAUCUCUGAUCUAGUUUUCGAUGUGAAACCAGGCAAGGCCAUGCCUGCUUCCUUGGACCUCCUCAAUGGCGCUUAUGAUCGGUGCGGCGAGGUUUGUGCAGAGUAUGCCAAGACUUUUUACUUGGGGACGCUGCUUAUGACCCCGCAAAGACAAAGGGCUAUAUGGGCUAUUUAUGUAUGGUGUAGGAGGACAGAUGAACUUGUGGACGGCCCAAAUGCUUCGCACAUUACACCAACGGCUCUGGAUCGAUGGGAGAGAAGAUUAAAUGAUCUCUUUCGAGGCCGGCCCUACGAUAUGUUUGAUGCAGCUCUUUCAGAUACAGUCUCCAAGUUCCCAGUGGAUAUCCAGCCAUUCAAAGACAUGAUAGAAGGCAUGAGAAUGGACUUGAGGACGUCAAGAUACAAGAACUUUGAUGAGCUCUACCUCUACUGUUAUUACGUUGCCGGAACGGUCGGGUUGAUGAGCGUUCCGGUUAUGGGAAUUGCAGCGGAUUCCAAUACAUCAACGGAGAGUGUCUAUAAUGCCGCAUUGGCCUUGGGAAUAGCCAAUCAGCUCACCAACAUACUGAGAGACGUAGGAGAAGAUGCUAGAAGAGGAAGAAUAUACCUCCCACAAGAUGAGUUGGGACGUGCGGGGCUAUCAGAUGAUGACAUUUUUGCCGGAAAAGUGACAGAGAAGUGGAGAAAUUUCAUGAAGGAGCAAAUAAAGAGGGCAAGGAUGUUCUUUGAUGAAGCUGAGAAGGGAGUGGUGGAUCUAAAUCCUGCAAGUAGAUGGCCGGUUUGGGCCUCUUUGUUGAUAUAUCGUCAAAUAUUAGAUGCAAUUGAAGAUAAUGACUACAACAAUUUCACUAAGCGUGCAUAUGUUCGGAAAUUGAAGAAGAUUGCUUCAUUGCCGGUUGCUUAUGGUAAAACUCUCAUGAGAAAGCCGAGGACUCGUAGCAUAUAGGUUAAAAGUUUGGUAAAAUUAUUUAUUUUUGUUGUAGAAUAUGAACUAGUUAAAGGGCAAAAAAAUGGUGCAAAAUGUUGAAAGUCA